GAUUCCUCAACCAGGUCCAAGCGAAGUCCAAAUCAAAUUCUACGCCUGCUCUCUCAACUAUCGAGAUCUGGUCAUCAGUAACGGGAAGUAUCCAUUCUCGGUGAAACCAGAAAUCGUACCGGUAUCUGAUGGAGCAGGAGAAGUUACAGCAGUGGGUGAAGGCGUUAUACAUCUCAAAAUUGGCGAUCGAGUCUCACCCAAUUUUAUCCAAGGUCACAUCGGAGGACAACUUACAGAAGAAGCAGGUGCAUCAAGUCUUGGAGGCGAACUUAACGGUUGUCUUCGUCUGUACGGUGUCUUCCCAGCUCUCAGCUGUGUCAAGAUUCCAUCCUCGCUCUCCUACGAAGAGGCCUCGACACUGCCUUGUGCAGCAUUAACAGCAUGGAACGCUCUUUACGGCGUUUCCGACAAAGCACUAAAACCAGGCCAAACCGUUCUCGUUCAAGGUACCGGUGGAGUUAGUCUCUUUGGUGCACAAUUUGCAUUAGCAGCUGGCGCCAAAGUUAUCAUGACUUCGUCAUCCAACGAUAAAAUCGCGACAGUCAAGAAGCUUCUUGGGCAAAAGAACAUUUCGACGAUCAAUUACUCUGAAACUCCAGAAUGGGGUAAGAAAGCUAAAGAACUGACUGGUGGACGAGGAGUCGAUCAUAUUCUUGAAGUCGGUGGUGAAAAGACAUUGAAGCAAUCGUUUGAAGCACUUGCGUUCGGCGGUUCGAUCGGCUUCAUUCGAUUCCUUAGCCAAGGCAGCGGUUCCAGCAUGAGUGGAACAGAAGUUUAUAUGGGUACAAAGAAAAAGAAUGCCCACGUUCAUGGAGUUAUGGUUGGUAGCGCCGAACAAUUCAACGCGAUGAAUGCCGCUAUUGAGACACAUAAUAUUAAACCAAUUGUUGACAGGGUUUUUGAAUUCGAAGAUUUGAAGAGCGCUUAUGAAUAUCAAUGGUCACAGCAACACGUUGGAAAAGUUGUUAUCAAGGUAUCGAAAUGA
Messenger RNA from Didymodactylos carnosus, 985 nucleotides. The record is from the annotation of a GenBank genome assembly. Lineage: Eukaryota; Metazoa; Rotifera; Eurotatoria; Philodinida; Philodinidae.